This is a messenger RNA of Exophiala aquamarina CBS 119918, 831 nucleotides long. RefSeq lists its product as uncharacterized. The record is from RefSeq and is a predicted model, not a curated record. The transcript has 2 exons. The coding region runs from base 1 to 831 and encodes 276 amino acids. Lineage: Eukaryota; Fungi; Ascomycota; Eurotiomycetes; Chaetothyriales; Herpotrichiellaceae.
AUGGAAGUAUACACCCCUGACAACAUCAGCGACCUUCAUUUGACUCCCUUCUCUCGCUCUUCCCCCUCCUCCUUCCACUAUUUACCCACCUACCUGCUUGUCCUUGGUGUUAUAACCUUCCUUUGCCAUGGCCUCAAUUGGUGUGUCAAGGACUACCAGGCUUUCAAGGCUCUGGGCCGAGGCGGUACCCCCUACAAUGUUUACGGUUGGUUGUCUGUCACUUUUCUGCUCAAGCCGUUCACCCUAGCCGAGCGUGAUACUGUGUGGACAGGAGACUAUCCGGAUGGUGCUCACAAGGAUAUCCAAGGCUUACCUGAUCGCCAAGGACAGAGACCUGACAUCCGUGGCAUUGCUCCCCAGAGACAAUUCAGCCAAUGUCCAACCCAAGAAAUGAACAAGCGUGUCCUCUCUUUGUUCACUUCGGUGGUUCACAAAAAUCCUAAUAUCCUUCAACAAAAGGUGUCCAGUUUUGAGAAACAUCACCUUGCAUUGUUUGUCCAUCCUUCCAUUCUUGCCAAUUCAAGCAAAGUCUCGGAAGUGGUGAUUGCGUCUAGAGGGGAGUUGGGUCACAUUCAUGGCGACACUUCACUCCAUCUCUACCUGUCGCCACAGGAUGCCAAAGUGGUGAUUGAGAAAAGAUGGGCUCAGCGCCACCGACUAGCAAGGACUCAACCAUGGUGGCUUGGCGGCAAGAAGUUCAUCUGUGGCAUCGGGGACACGUUUCUGUUGAUCUACGCUCCACGAGACGAAACUGAGCUCGACAUCUUGCGCACGUUGAUUAGAGCGAGUGCAAGAUUUAUGACAGGCGUGGAGGAUAUUGUAUCGCCAUGA